UUUUUCCUUUAUUUUAGUUGUUUUUGCGCGACCGAGGAAAUCUAACACGUUCAUAUUAGUCCACACACAAAUUGCUAUAAAAAAUCGAAAAUAAUUAAAAAAAUAUAUAAGAAAUAAUAUUUAAAAUAUUUUGCUUUUAACAAAUCAAUUAAUGUGCCUAAAGAAAUGUAAAAAAUAAUAAAAAAAAUAAAAAAGAAAAUAAGUGAUUUUUCCAUUCGUAUUACUAGAAAAGAAAUAUGGAGUGAAAGCAGAAAUGCCAACAAGAGUGAGAGAGUAAAAAAAAGUGCCAAAAAGUGUAUGAGAAAAAAAUUUGCAAUGAGCUGAAAGAAAAAAAGAAUUAAUUGCAAUAACAAAAAUAUUUAAUUAAUAAAUGUUGUCGGUUUAAUAGUGUGUGUAAAGUUUAUAGUUUUUUCUUUAAAUAAAAUGCGUUUAAAUUUACAUUUGACUCAUUGGAGUUUGCUGUUUAUAACAUUAAUUUCGAGUUGCUUCCUGUUUUAUGUGGUUGCCUCUGAGAAUGCAAAAUAUGUAACAACAAAACAUCUAAAAGACGACUCCGAGCCGUCCAAUAUCCACAAUCCUACCCCUCUAAAUUUGGAAACGUCAUCAGCAGAAACGCAAGACUCCGCAAAAACAGAAUCAUAUAAAGAAGUCGGCCAGCAAAAUGCAGCUGUUAAUGCAGCAGGUGUUGAAAUAAAACAUGAUAAAAAUUCUCUAAACGAGGACAAAAAUGAUAAAAUUUUACCCAAUUAUAAAAAAGUUAAAAAAUUGAUAUUAGAACAACAACCCACACCUUUAAAACGUGAUAACAUUGAUACUCCUAUAACUUCUGAAGCCCGGGUAGAAGUCAACAUUAUAUCUUCACCAGCUGAAGAAAAUAGUUUUAAAAAUUCGGAAACAAAUAAUGAUAAUGAUAAAAUAAACAAAAAGUCUAGUGAUAGUGUUUUAAUUGAUGAUGUUAUUAAAAAUAAUGAUAUAAAUAGUAAUAGUGUAGAAAAUAAAAAUCUAUUCAAUACAAUUGAUAUAGAUUCCGCAAAUGUUAAAGCAAAUAAUGAAAUUCAUUCAUCAAUUGAGGAGCCAAUUGAACAAAAUUCACCACAACAAGUGCCUGACGUGGAAGAGACAGCUGAAAGGGGUACAAUAGUACAGCAACACGUACAAGAUGACAAUGCUGAUAUGGCAAAUGGUUUGCCUGAUAUCACUGAUAUACCCACAGUUACUGUAACGGAAUUACCACUGGAAGUUUUGCAACAACCGCAAAAUACUUUGGAUUCCGUUAUAAUUGAUGAUGGUGGCGAUAGAUCUUCCGAAGAAAGAGUCAAUCGUACUAUUGAGGUUAUACCAGAGACUGAAGAGGAAAUUCAAAAAGAUGAACAAAUCGUAAAAAUAAACGAUUCAGGUGGUGGUGGUGGUAGUGGAGAAGGUAGCACAGAUACAAUACAACCCACACCAACGACUGCAUCACCCACUAUAGACAAAGACCAAGAAAUAAUUUCAUCAACAAAUAACAUUCCAACAGACACCAAUAACAUAAACGCCACACAGACAACAAUUAAUGCUAGUGUAGAACAACAACAGCAGCAACAACAAAAUGCCAGUUCAACUACCUCCGGUAGUCAAGUGAAUCUCACCUCUGCCGAAGAGGUGCCAAUGCCGGUUUUUUCCGAAUGGGCACAAAAGCAAAUGGAAGCAGCUGAAAAACAACAGGCACUCGAACAGGAACAAACUGUCAACAAUUCGGCGCAACGUAAAAACAAUACAAAUGGUAAUGGCAAACCGACAUCGCUUAAAAUAAGAGCAAAAAAUUACGCUUCUCCCGAUUGUGGAGCAAAAAUCAUAGCCUCCAGUGCUUACACCUCAAAUGCAGGGGCAGUUUUGAGUUCAUCAAAAGAUGAGUAUAUGUUAAGUUUGUGUGGCAAUCGUAUUUGGUUUGUUGUAGAAUUAUGUGAAGCAAUACAAGCGCAAAAAAUCGAUUUUGCUAAUUUUGAACUUUACUCUUCGUCGCCGCAAAACUUUACAGUGGCUGUGUCGAAACGUUUCCCCACCCGGGAAUGGUCAAAUGUGGGAAGAUUUGAGGCUGAAGACAAAAGGGCGGUGCAGAGUUUCGAUUUGCAUCCUCAUCUGUUUGGUAAAUUUGUUCGUGUUGACAUUAACUCACACUAUUCCAAAGAGCAUUUCUGCACUUUGUCUUUAUUUCGUGUUUUUGGCACAUCAGAAUUUGAGGCUUUUGAGACUGAAAACCAUCCAAAUGAAGAUUUAGAUGACUUUGACGAUGAGUAUCUAUUGGAACAGAACACAGUUAAACAUGCCGAAUCCAAUCUAUUUAAAUCCGCCUCCGACGCCGUGUUGUCUAUAGUUAAAAAAGCUACUGAAGUAUUAGGCAAGCCGGCAAAUAAUCAAAAUCAAACUUUUAAAACACAACCUCAAUCGGUAGUUUGCCGUACUCCCAUCUAUGGGUUAUUCAGUUGUGCCGAGUGCCCAAGCACGCUAGUGGAAAAGGUUAAUAAUAUUCUGACGUGUGAAUUUUCCCAACUGAAUAGGUUGUUGAGUAACAAGGGCAUACGAAAUGAUUUACUAAAUACACAAGUGUGUGCCAAACUCUAUGGUAUUGAAACAAAACAAGUAUUAGCAAUGCAAAAAGAUAUUAAGAAGAGUUUUUAUGUGAACAUUUUACCCAACGAAUACGUGGGGGCAUUAUGUCAACUAUUAGCCAGACCUAAAACCCUGGGCGAUAAACCCAACAAUUCAUAUGUAGAGGAGAAAACACAACAACGAAAUGAAGCUACAGAAUUACCCUCAAAUUUAACAAUUGAUAAAAAAUUUGGCAAGGAGGACUUAAAUCUUCUAGAUCAUCCCGAAAAAAAGCUUAUGAAACCUGAAAUACCUACCCUACCCGUCGAGCCAACUAAACCAUCAACAAAACAUACACCUGAAAUUGUGGAGACCUCCACUGAAAUUAAUCUAGAUGAUAAUCAACAGUUACCUAGACCCUUGGAACCUGAAGCACAAUUAGAAGCUACCACCUUACCGCCUAAAAUUAUACAAAAACCUAACUUACCUGAUACUAAUAUAUUUAAUGUACCUGCCGAUGAACCUGCAUCAUCAGAGACUGAAGUACCUGUUGCCGUUACCGAAACCCCAGCUUCAGUUGAAAACUUUGAACCAGCCGCCACUACUGCUCCAACCACUACAACACCUUCUCCAACGCCUGCAACCAAUAUGGAUUCAGUUAAUGUUGCUGCUAAAAGCGAAGAAGAUACAAAUUCAUGGGAUAAUAUCGAUAAUUUAUUGACAACUGUACCUUCUACAAUUGUCGGGGGUUCUUUACAAUAUAACCAGCCGAAAAACUCUAAUGGUCCCCAAUCGGAAAGUGUUUUUAUACGUCUAUCAAAUCGAAUUAAGGCUCUUGAGCGUAACAUGUCGCUGUCAGGCCAGUACCUUGAAGAACUAUCACGACGUUAUAAAAAACAAGUCGAAGAGUUGCAACAGACUCUGACACAACAAAUUCAAACGGUACGCACUCUGGAGGAAGAAAAUCGACGUCAUAAUGAACUCGAACAAUUGUAUGCCGAACGGAAUACACAACUUAAAAGUGAAUUGGAUGACCUUAAAUUGCAUGUUCAUGCCUGUAUUGUGGUCAUAAUAUUUGUGGGAGCAUUUGUCUUUUUUGUUCUUAUGGUGGGCAUACUAUUCUAUCGUUCGCUUAGGAGAGAUACCAAGGAGGUAUUGUCGAUCUACGACAAAAGUGGUAAGCGGAAAAAUGACGCAAAUGUUGCGCAGACAAACAUACAAAAGAAAAUCAAUCGCCGUAAAUCCUUUGAGGAUUUUUCGGAUCAUCAGCAAUCGGUUAAACGGCGUGACCAGGAGAGCUCCACAAAUGUGAGUUAUGCGGAUAAGAAUCGAAGGCCUAGCGAAGAGGUAAUGUUAAUUUUAAAAGAAUGUAAAAGUGAUGGCGCUAGAACGAGCCUCCCACAAAGUAAGACUGAGCAACAGGAGGAAGAGGCCCCCAGUUACAAUAAUCCGAGUACUACGACAAGACAACGUAAAAUAUCCAUUUGUUAUGGUAGUAAUAAUAAUAUUAAUCAAGCUGCCGGUCUACCACCGAUACACCCGCAAAAGUCUCAAGCUAAGCGUAAGGGAGAAAAACACUCUUGGCCCAAUACAGCUCAGGCUCAAUUACAAGCCUGGCAGCACUUGGAGGAACUUAAUGCUGAAGAUCGCAUAGGAGAUUCUGCAGAGAUUUCUUCAGUUAGAGUUAAAAAACCUUCUGGCUUAAAUGGAAAAUCAAAAAAGAAAAAGGAAACGCAAACUUUUAAACGCCAACAAUCUUCGCCAGCCGACACAGCUACACAACUUAAUAGUUCAGCUACCGCAGAACUACAAGGUGCCGAAUUCGAUGAACGCCUUAUGCUAGACGAAGACGAUUUAGAUAAUUUCAUACCCAAUGCUGAUUUAGCCUAUAACGAGUUUAUGCCCGAUGGCCCGCGCGGCUAUCAAUGUGUCAACCCAAAUUCAAAUGCCAAUAAUCCUGCCUCAAAGUCGAAAUCAUCCUCCAACAAUAAACAAACGUUGGCGGAUAGUAACUUGAAAAAAACACGCCGUUUAUCUUCGCCAGUUUUCUUUAAAUCACCAUUUACAAAAAGUCUUAAAGGUAAAAUUUCCAACAGCAAUAAAUCAAAUCCAGCCCAUGAGUCGACAUCAUGGGAAUGGUAUCGUUUAAAAAAAUCAGCUUCAUCUGCCUCAUCCGGUGGUGGUGGUCACGGCCAAAUGUCCACUUCCAUUUCUAAUAGCACUAAUAAUGCAUUUUUACGUGUCUCACCUAAUGCCAGCUUGGAUUCAUCUUCUUUGUCUGAAAUUAAUUUUCCCACUAAUUCUACCGAAAACUCAUUUCGCAUAUUAGAAGAAGCCAUUCUAUCAUCAGGUGAAAGUGCCAUUACGACAGCAACAACGUCAGCUUCAUCGUCGAAUUGUAAGAAAUCAUCGUCUGGUGGCAUUAGCAGUAGUAGCAAUAGUAAUCGUAGUUCAAGUUCAAAUUCAUCGACGCAAUCGAAAAAGAAAAAUCGUAGUUUUAACAAAAUUUUCCGUAAAGUAUUUUAAGUGCGUGAGGGGCGGGCCUCAUUUUUUAAAGCGUAAAAAACUAGAUCGGAAGAGAGACAUGCAUAUUUUUGUAAAUAUUUGAUAUUAUUAUGAAUAUUAAUUUUUCGUUUAUAUUUGAAUCUCUAUCUCUACAUACAUAUAUUUUAAAAAAGCUUUUUGCAAACGUUUUCAAAUAUACAUUAGGGUCGCCCUGUUUAUAUGGAGAGAAAAAAUUAUAACAAAGCUGAUGUUUCCACCAAAAGCAAAAAACUCGGUUCAUUCAUUUAUUCUGAUGAGCUAGAGAUUAAAUAAUAAAAAGGGCCUUUUUAAGGUUUUAACACUUUAACUAAAUAUUCAUUUUUUCAAGCGAACAUCAGCAAUUUCCGUUUUGGGUCACCCUUAUAUACAUAAUACAUACAUAUACAAUUUUAUUGAAUUAAAUAACAGUUUACACAUUUAAGACUGUUAACAAUUGUUAAUAUAUACAACAAAAAUAUAACCCAGUGUAUAGUUAAAUACAUGUUAAACUUAUUAUUAUUUUAAUUUAAUUAAAUCAUUCGUCACAUUUAAUAAAAUUUGUGUUUAACAUCUUGUUGUAAAAAUCAAUGAAUGUUUGUUUACAUUCCUUUUAUAAACAUUUCGUCAAAGGCUAUUUUUAAUUACUUAUAAGUUUAGUUAAACGUGUUUUUUCGCCAUUUAUUAGUAAAUAGUUUUUAUUGUAGAUUUUCCCGUUGUUUAGAAUGAAAUAAAUGUUUAUUUAUUUAAUAUAAUUGCAAAUCGUAUUAAAGUGAUUGGAAAAAUAUCCUUUUAAAAUGCAAA
Lucilia cuprina (Australian sheep blowfly) is the source of this 5892-nucleotide messenger RNA. Its product is annotated as SUN domain-containing ossification factor. Lineage: Eukaryota; Metazoa; Arthropoda; Insecta; Diptera; Calliphoridae. Gene Ontology annotation, biological process: protein folding in endoplasmic reticulum. Gene Ontology annotation, cellular component: membrane; cytoplasm. The coding region runs from base 424 to 5094 and encodes 1556 amino acids. The transcript has 6 exons. The record is from RefSeq and is a predicted model, not a curated record.